Molecule: messenger RNA, 441 nt
Organism: Vigna angularis (adzuki bean)
Lineage: Eukaryota; Viridiplantae; Streptophyta; Magnoliopsida; Fabales; Fabaceae
Product: secreted RxLR effector protein 161-like
Exons: 1
Coding region: 1-441 (146 amino acids)
Source: RefSeq, a predicted model, not a curated record
AUGGUUGGGAACCUAAGGUAUCUUUGUAAUACUAGGCCUGAUCUUAGCUACAAUGUGGGUGUUAUAAGCAGGUACAUGCAGAGUCUGAGAAUUUCUCAUUUGAAUGCUGCUAAGCGCAUCUUAAGGUAUUUGAAAGGUACACAUACAUAUGGAAUACCAUUGCCUAGAGGAGAACCAGGAAAAGAGGUACAAAUUACCUCUUAUUCAAAUGUAGAUUGGUGUGGGGAUAAAUGUGAUAGGAAGAGUACAGCUGGGUACGUUUUCUUCCUUGGAGGAGCACCAAUUUCAUGGAGUUUGACAAAGGAACUCGUGGUGGCUUUAUCAUCCUGUGAGGCAGAAUAUAUUGAUGCUUGUGAAGCCCCUUGUCAAGCAGCCUGGCUGAGUUCACUGAUGAAAGGGCUGAAGGUUGGUUUAGUUGGAAAAGAUGAGACUACUUGUUGA